AUGACUAAAUCAAAUGAAGCUAAAGCGUCGCAAAGCCGCGAAGGGACGAGCCAUUCAAAGGAGGUGCAAGGAAGUGAGACUAGAGAAAAGAAGAGAGCUAGAGAGCAGAGCAUCUCAGAACUACCCUCGCGCAACCGUACCCAGAUUGACGAUCGAAGAGUCAAGUCUCGCGCUACUCCGCCGGAGACUGAGACUCGACGUUUGAACAACGAAGAAUAUAAACGCUAUGGGCGUCAAAUGAUUCUUCCGCAAGUGGGUUUGAAUGGCCAGCUGGCCCUCAAAGCAGCUCGUGUUCUGAUUGUCGGAGCUGGAGGCUUAGGAUGCCCCGCCGCUACAUACCUAGCACGAGCAGGAAUUGGAACCCUUGGGAUCAUUGACGGCGACUCGAUAGAAUUGUCGAAUAUUCAUAGACAAAUACUGUACGAUGCCGACGAAAUUGGAGAGAACAAGGCGGGCACGGCAGAGACAUCAUUGUCAAUGAUCAACGACAAUCUCAUUUUUCGGUCAUAUGAGUAUCAUUUGGAGGCUAAAAACGCCUUGAAAGUCAUUGGGGACCAAUACGAUCUUAUCCUUGACUGCACAGAUCAUCCAUCGUCUCGCUAUCUGAUUUCCGACCUUGCAGUAAUUGCUGGUGUACCAUUGAUAUCUGCUUCUGCCUUGAAAACUGAGGGGCAAUUGUUAGUCCUGAACAACCCACCAUGUAGACGCAACACUGUGGAUCAUCGAGGCUUCUGCUAUCGAUGUGUAUUCCCAAAGCCACCUCCUCCUGAAGCUCUCCAAACCUGUAGUGAGGGCGGCAUUCUGGGCCCUGUUGUUGGGACGAUGGGAACUCUGAUGGCCACUGAAGCCAUCAAACUCCUGACUCGAGAUGAACCGAUGAAGCUUGAGGAUUCUGCGAAGACCAUGCUUCUGUAUUCUGCCUAUAAUGACACCCCUUUCCGCAUGGUACGGCUCAAAGGCAAGCGUGCUGACUGUCCCACGUGCUCGUGGCCGCCUAAGAUUGAUAGGUCAACUUUGAAGAGUCGAAGCUUCGAUUACCAAAAGUUCUGUGGAGUCAAUAACGCUCGUGCCUCAGAGACUGAGAACAGAAUCCUACCUUCUAGCUGGACUCUCAAUCAUGACCUGUAUGCCAACAAAACAGGGACUCGACUCAUCGAUGUCCGCAAUCAAACCGAAUUCGACAUGUGCCAUAUACCUGGAUCCGUCAAUGUCCCUCUAUCAGACAUUCAGUCUAGUCCAGACAUCCUGAAGGAGCACGUAGAAGCAUGCCAAGAACUGCCACCAGCAGAGAAUGGCGAGAAAACGGAUCGGGUUGUCAACCCCAUGGUUUUCGUUUGUCGCUACGGCAACGAUUCUCAGGAAGCCGUGAAAAUAGCAGAGAAGUAUCGCCGGAGCCGUGCGGAUUUGAGAGAUGUCGUCAUUUUGGAUAUGACAGGCGGAUUAAAAGGUUGGAAAGAAGCAGUCGAUCCUGAAUUCCCAGAAUACUGA
Molecule: messenger RNA, 1488 nt
Organism: Bacidia gigantensis
Lineage: Eukaryota; Fungi; Ascomycota; Lecanoromycetes; Lecanorales; Ramalinaceae
Exons: 2
Coding region: 1-1488 (495 amino acids)
Biological process (GO): tRNA wobble position uridine thiolation; protein urmylation
Cellular component (GO): cytoplasm; cytosol
Molecular function (GO): URM1 activating enzyme activity; adenylyltransferase activity; thiosulfate-cyanide sulfurtransferase activity
Source: RefSeq, a predicted model, not a curated record